GAAGAUGAUGAUUGUGGUGGUGUGUACGUUCGCAACCUGCUGGCUGCCCUACCAUGUCUACUUCCUGCUGCACCAGUUCUUUCCUGACAUGUUUGAAGAAAGGUUCAUCCAGCAGGUUUACCUGGCCAUCAUGUGGCUGGCUAUGAGCUCCACCAUGUACAACCCCAUCAUCUACUGUUGCCUCAAUGACAGGUUUCGUGCUGGCUUUAAACAAGCCUUCCGCUGGUGUCCCUGUGUCCCACGAAGUUCUUACGAAGGCCUGGAACUCAAGUCCACUCGCUACUUUCAGACCCAGACAAGCGUUUACAAGGCCAGCCGGAUGGAAACCACCGUAUCCACUGUUCUCCAAGUUGGAGACAACAUGGAGCAGCCCAAGGUCAAGGCAAUAGCAGGUCCAGGGCCUGAUGGGGUUGUGGUCGGACAUAGCUCCUCCCUGGACCUCACCUCUAAUGGGUCAUCGUCCCGAAGCAUCUCCAAAACAGUGUCAGAGACAUCAAGUUUCUAUUCCAGUAACAACCUGCAGGAACAGACCUCAAACACAGCGGAGACAGAGUCUGCUGUCAGCGUUUGGGAAGCUCAGCCCGCCACUGCAUCUGCUUCCUGUCAUUUUCCAUACCAGUGCAGAGAGAUUCAGCGAGGGGACUUGCACUGA
Messenger RNA from Larimichthys crocea (large yellow croaker), 652 nucleotides. RefSeq names its product substance-P receptor. Gene Ontology annotation, biological process: positive regulation of flagellated sperm motility; G protein-coupled receptor signaling pathway. NCBI's taxonomy places the organism in Eukaryota, Metazoa, Chordata, Actinopteri, Sciaenidae. Bases 5 to 652 code for a protein of 215 amino acids. The record is from RefSeq and is a predicted model, not a curated record. The transcript has 3 exons. Gene Ontology annotation, cellular component: plasma membrane; sperm midpiece. Gene Ontology annotation, molecular function: substance P receptor activity.